CACCCCGGGAGGACGCGCAUGCGCAUCGUGUCUCCCGGCAGCGAGCCGUCGUGUCAGUUGCUUUAACAGAGCCGCUGGCUGCUUCCCGCCCGGCCGGGGAUGCGCUGCCUGCGGCCUUGGCGCAGGGGCUGGCCGGGCCCCCCGGUGCUACUGCUGGGCGUGCGAGGGGGCGGGCCCGGCCCGGCAUGGAGGUGGAGGAGGCCUUCGCGCUGGUGGGGCAGAUGGGGCCCUACCAGGUGUAUCUGUGCGCGCUGCUGGCCGUGCUGCUGCAGCUCUAUGCAGCUACUGAAGCAAUCCUCAUUGCGCUAGUAGGGGCGACACCUCCCUACCACUGGGACUUUGAAGAGCUCUCAGCUAAUCAAAGCCAUAGCAACCAGUCAACUAAUGAAGAGAGAGCCUUUGGGGAAUGGCUUCUGACAGCCAAUGGGAGUGAAGUUCAUAAGCAUGUACACUUCAGCAGCAGCUUCACAUCAAUAGCUUCCGAGUGGUUUUUAAUUGGGAACACAUCGUACAAAGUCAGUGCUGCCAGUUCGUUUUUCUUCAGUGGUGUCUUUGUUGGAGUGAUCUCUUUUGGCCAGCUCUCAGAUCGCUUUGGGAGGAAAAAAGUCUAUCUCACAGGUUUUGCCCUUGACAUCCUGUUUGCCAUUGCAAAUGGAUUCUCCCCCUCAUAUGAGUUCUUUGCAGUCUCUCGCUUCUUGGUGGGGGUGAUGAAUGGAGGGAUGUCUCUGGUGGCCUUUGUUCUACUGAAUGAAUGUGUGGGCACUGCCUAUUGGGCAUUGGCAGGAUCGAUUGGUGGCCUGUUCUUUGCAGUGGGAAUUGCCCAGUAUGCUAUGUUAGGGUACUUCAUUCGCUCCUGGAGGACUCUGGCAGUUGUGGUUAACCUGGAGGGAACAGUAGUCUUUCUCCUCUCUCUAUUCAUUCCUGAAUCCCCCCGCUGGUUAUACUCACAAGGUCGGCUGAGAGAAGCAGAAAAUGCCCUCUAUCUCAUUGCAAAGAGGAACUGCAAGCAGAAAUGUACUUUUUCACUAAAGCUCCCAGCUGACAGGAGUCACAGAGAGACCAGCAGUUUCUUGGACCUGUUCCGAUACAAGAUCCUUUUGGGGCGCACUUUGAUCAUGAUGUUCAUCUGGUUUGUGUGCAGCUUGGUAUACUAUGGUCUGACUCUCAAUGCAGGUGACUUAGGUGGAAGUAUUUAUGCCAACUUGGCUCUCUCUGGGCUGAUAGAGAUACCUGCCUACCCAAUCUGUAUCUACUUGAUUAACCAAAAAUGGUUCGGCCGAAAACGGACAUUGGCAGCGUUCCUGUUCCUGGGAGGACUGGCCUGUCUUAUUGUCAUGUUUCUUCCAGAAAAGAAAGCCACAGGAGUGUUUGCAGUUGUGAACAGCCGUUCUUUGUCUUUACUGGGGAAACUGACAAUCAGUGCAGCAUUUAACAUUGUUUAUAUCUACACGUCAGAGCUUUAUCCUACAGUGAUCAGGAACGUUGGAAUGGGUUCCUGCUCCAUGUUUUCCCGGGUUGGUGGGAUUAUUGCUCCCUUCAUCCCUUCAUUGAAAUCCGUGCAGUGGUCUCUGCCAUACAUCGUGUUUGGAGUGACUGGCGUGUUGUCGGGGCUCCUGAGUUUGUUGUUGCCAGAAACACUGAACAGCCCUUUGCUAGAGACGAUAUCAGACCUGCAGGUGUGCUCAUACUGGAGACUGGGGGACGAAGCUAUGUCAUUGCAAGCACUAGGCGGCUCACGGUCUGCAGAUAAAGAUCGCUCUGCGGGGAGUGAAAGUGAAGAUGAAGAAUUCUAUGAUGCUGAUGAAGAGACCCAAAUGAUCAAGUAACAAGAGGAAGCUUUCCUUUUUAUGCCUUUUUUUUUUUUUUAAACUUGUCCAGCCAGGUCCACCUGUAAAAAUAAAACUGGAACUGUCUGCGGGUGAAUUAUAACAGGGCAAGUGCCUCUGCCUUUCCAGCACUGGGGGAGGAAUUAGAGUACUACUCAGAUGCAUUACAGUGGUUUGACUGGUGACCACUGCUGAUUUUUUUUUUUCUUACUCAUGAAAACCAUUCAAAUGUUUGUGGCUCAAACUUAUGAUUGCAGGCUAGGUUUGAGGCCAAAGAUGAUGGGGAGGGAUUUGAGGUAUUUCUGAAACUUGAACUUGAGAACUGAUUCAACUUGCAGACUUCCGCUGCAUGUGUUUGCAUUUUUCCUUCAAGGUGGGCUCAUGUUGAUUUUGAAGCAGCUGAAAUCCAUAAACUGGAAAGGUUUCAACUAGGCUUCUUCAGAUGGAUGAAACCUAAAGAGUUAAACUGGACACAGAAGAUACUAUAGGCCAGUAUGAUGGGAACAAAUUCUUGAAAUCCUCUCAAGUAACCUGCAGCACACUGGAAAGAAUGAACUAUGGAAUCUCCACCAGUUCUGCAUCCGCUCACUGGAAUGGAAUUUCAUACCUCAAGUGCUUAGGGAACACCAACAAAAGAUAGCUGUACUCAUUGAUGUUGUAGGGUGGAUGUCUAGAGGGGCCAUCAAAGGUUAGAGGGACCAGCUAAUAGGAAAGGGCAGAGGGACUUAAGUAAAACAAAAUCUCCAUUAUUGCUGAUCUCUUCUCCCCCUAUCUGUCUCCUCCACCCAGCCCUUGCACCUCUCAAAACAACUUCCUUUUUUUCCCUUUUAUUUUGGUUCUUUCUCACACAGGUUUGUCAUGACAGUCUGUAAAUCUCAGGAUGGCUCUGAAUUUCUGUUGCAUAUUCUGAUUGAUUUUGUGUUUGUCACUUUGCCAUGUAAGCUGAGGGACUUGUUUUUCCAUGGCAUAGAGUGAAUGUCUUACGGGAAGUAAUUUUACUUAGCUAUGUUUUGCAUUAUUGUGGGCUUUCCAUGAUUAUGGCUAUGGAGGAAAAAUGAGAUCUGCAUGCAGUGGUACAGAGUACUGAAAUUGCCUGUGCAGGCUGCUACUAGUGUCUUGGGGAUCAUUGCAAGAGGAUGCUAGUAUUUACUUUAAAAUUCUGUAUGUAGAUAAAGUUCUUUGGAAGUUUCUUGAGCCCACAUUCAAUUAAUUACUUGACCUUGCUGAGGGAGAACUGUAUUCUUUUGUUUACACUAAACUUUUUUUUUAAGUAUACUGAAAGAGAAAGAUGUUGAGUGUUUUUCCAACUAAUAGAUGCGGCCUUUUGGUACGGAUUCAAUAUUCCUAGCUGUUACAGUUGACUUCUAUAUAAUUCUUUGCAGUUUAUGGGAUCAAAUUUCAUAUUAAAAGUGUAAAGGUAGCUGGUUAUUCUAUUGGAAAAUAAUACAUGAUCAAAUAAUUGGGGAGAAGGGUGUUUACUGAACAUAUUCCAGAGUCAGAGCGAAAAACUCAGUUAUUCCGGAAGGAAGCAGAAGAUCGGAUCUGAAACUUACAGCAGGCUAUCUAAACUUUGUCCAGUCAAGAGCUGCAUAGGCAACUUUCUAGGAGCCCAAGAGUUGUAUCUCUGUUACCUGAGUGGAAUGUAGUGCUGCUAUCCUCAUCUUCAGUGCAGAGGGGAAGCCCACAAGACUACAUGUUCUAGCAUGCAGUACUCCAUCUUGAUCUGCACAGAUUGAUACAGUGCUAUGAGCACAACGGUGAGCUGUAGUGGGGUUCAGUGGUCGCUGCAGGUAGCACAUCAGUAGGGAAGAUGAAGAGGACUGCUGGCUGCAUUGUAGACAACAGUGGGACAUUUGACCAGCAGCCCACGCUUUGAUCUCUCCUGACUCUUGCACAGCUCUUGUGGAUGAGAUAGCAAAAUUAAUAGAACUUUUUAAAACUAAUCUGGAUGUUUUCAGCCUUAUUUAUACAUAGGAAAAUGACUGAGUGGAGUUCUUGGAGUUAUAAUUAAGUUUGUGUGUUGUGCUUUUUUUUUCUAGUUUGACAUUUGACACUUUAAAAUAUGGGGAUUAUAAGAAACAUGGGACGGAAAGGGUUUUUUUUCUUUUCAUUAGGUUCUUGGUGAUUUUUUUCCUCAAAGGUUCUACAUGUGCAAUAGCUCUUACUGAAAUUAAUGCUGCAGUACCUAGGAACUGUACUGAUGUUGUCACAAACCCUAUAUUUCUUAGGGGAUCAAUCUCCACAAUGGAAUCACUGCCUCUUUCUGGCUUUAAGCAGUGGAAAUAGGGACUCCUUUGUGAGACUGACUAGCGCUCUUGGCCUUGUUGGUUUUGUUUUUGCUAAAAGUCCCAAACCUGCAAAGAGAUCCAUCCAUGUAACUUUCCAUUGUUACUCCGUGUGGUUGCAGUGGUUCAGGUGGGUGGAUUUCUUUGUAGGAUCAUGGUCAAAAUUUGUGACAGCCCCUAGUUUAAGGUUAAAUGUACCUCCAUUUCAUACAAGCACUCUUAUACAUAUGAUUGCAAAACCAAGGAUGAAGAAACUUUUAUGUGAAAUAAAUUAAUUGCAGUUUUUUUGGAGACCCUUAUACUGAGUCUGUCCCGGGUUUGCACAUUCAAAGGUUGAGGACCUCCUACUGUGUCUGCCAUAGAGGCUGUUGAGUGGCUAUUUAUUUAUUUUUGGGCCAGUGAAUUGCUAGAACAGGAUCUUCCUAGGCGGUAGCUCAGUGUUCGUUGGGGUUUUUUUUGUUUUGUGUUUGUUUGUUUUUUUGUUUUGUUUUUUUUUUUUACAGAAGGAUUCUGACAAAUGACUUAUUACUCUUGCACUCCAUGUGCUUCAGUCUGGCACCUCUGGUGUUUGGGUUUGUGCUUAGAAGUUGCGGGUGGUACAAGCUGACCACCUGCUACAGAACAGAAGAAGAUUCCUGUUUCAUACAGAGAAGUCCUAAGCCAUUGUGGCAUCAGAUACUUUGCCCUAGUUAGCAUUUGUUGUGCACAUAUGAUGCACAGCAUUUCAUGGCAAGUAUGGACAGCAUACACUGUAUCUAGGCAGACCAAUAUUGCUAAGCAGAACUCUUCAGAUUGACAAUGCAUGCUGUUCUGAACUCUGCAGCUAGUGCCUGUUUUAAUUAGACCCCCAAGUCACAACAUUUGUAUGGCUACCCUACCUCCAGGUAUAAUCUAAUGGUUCAGAGCUGGCCUUAUUCUGAUUCUUCCCAUGUAUGGGCAGCACGUAUUGGACAUCUGCCCAGGGAAACUUGAAUAUACACCAGAUCAAAAAGAAAAGUAUCACUGUUAGUGACACUAAAAUAGCACUGAUGAUCUGACAGAUUUAAUCCUUGCAAUUCUUGAUUGAAGUUUGACAAAUGCUCUCCCCAUGCUUAUUUUAUUCCAUUGUUGCUAGGCUAACUUUACAUAAGUGAUCUGCACUAUUCAGGGUUCUUGGUCCUGUGUAGACAUAAGAAUAAAUCCAAGUUGGUAGCUGUCAGUCUCUUACCUAUAUAUCCUUGUUUUGUAGAAGUUGUUUUUCAGCUGGGUCUCUUUAUGGGGCUCUACUGUAGAGAACUGAGACUUUCCCACAGCAGAGAUCAGGUCAGCACUGCUUCCAGCGAGACCCAUCUUCUUACCAUUUCCCAACUCUGUUAUCAGGGUAUGGCAGGGGAUGUGCUCUAAGUUCUAGACCAUGUUGACUUGGUCAAGCAAAUUCAAGAAAGAAAAAUGUUAUGGAAGCUAUGGCGUUAGCUUCUCAGUUUCGUUUAUUUUAAAACUGUAAUACAUUCAUGUCAGUAUAUCAGUAUUAUGGGCCCAAUUCUGGCUGGCAGCACAUACACCAAAAAAUCUGUGUGCAACACAAGGAUUGUAUGGUGGAAGUUAGCAUGUACAUGCAUGCCUCUGGGUGGACCAGCUAAGUCUUUAUGCACAGCUCUUCUUACAUUAAUUAUUUCUAGUGCAGGACUAUGCAUGUAACUGUUUUGAGUUUCAGUACUCUAUGAAUUCAUUGUAGGGUAUAAAGAGUGAAAGAAAGGUUCUUAGAUGGAGAAAUCGCUAUUAUUAUAGAAAUCAUAUGGAAAGGGCUUAUUUGAUAUUGUAGCUCUUUCACCUCUAGCAUCCAGUGCAGCAUUCUUCAUUACCAUAUAGUUGCCAGUGCCUACUCCAAUCUACUGUAACCUUCAGAUGAUCCAUGUGAUAGGACUAUUCCAGUCUAAUAGAUGUUUUAAAAAGUUACCUUGAAAGUCAGCCUAAAUUUAUUUACUUUUUUUCAUCCCCUCUCUCCUACUGAUAGCUUCUUGAAUCAUCCUAAAAUAGCUUUGAUUGCAAACCUAGUGAAAAAUACUAAGAAAAUAUAAAUAGGGAAUCGAUUUUUGUUUUACUUUGAUUCAUUUGAACUGUCCCUAGUGCUAAAGUGCUUUUAAGUGUCCUCAAAUCAGUUUGGACUGGUGCUAUCCGUAGGUAAUUCUACGGAAUUGGUAUAAGCAGUUGCCAGAUUUCUAAGCUGGAAUGAAAUAAUGUCUAAAACUAAUUCUGUGUGUUCAUUUGGAAUUCUUCCAUGUGACCGGAUAAAACUAGAUUUACAAGCAUCUCUCCAUGGAUCUUUAGGACAGGAAAAGGGAGAACUACCUUUGUUCAUGCCUUAAUGCUCUUUGCACUUUAAUGACCAUUGUUUCUGAAACCCUUCUCACUGCUUGCAGAGACAGUAAUUAGCCAAAGAGAUUAAUAUUAAAAAACAAAGUAUAGAAUUUGCAUAACAUGAAACCGUUGCCUGUCUCAUAUAUCAUACACAAGUCUGCAGGGUCUUAUUUUAUUGUAAAUAUCAAAGCUCACUCUUCAAGAUCAGGAUAAACAAGAUAAGACCACUUGCUAGAAUUUGUUAGUUCACUCAUCAGACUUUUAAGAAAUGUUAAUUGAAGGCCACAUGGAGUUUAUAGAAUGAAGUAGAUGGUUGAACUGGUAUAUUUUAAUUAAGGGCAGUGUUAAGUUUUAAAAUGUCUACAAGAGAGUUCAGUUUCCUUUUGGAACUGUUUUAAAAAAAAACUUAAAUUCUGGUGGCAGCAUGUAUGCCAGCAAAAAUGCAGACAACUGCUGGAAUGCACAGCAGGAGCUGGCUGCUUCCUGUCUCCAAAAGAUUGUAAAGAGAUUCUGUACCUCCAGGUGGUAAAUGGAAUGGGACAAAGCCAUGAGGUGGCAUAAUUCACACCUUUAUGUGGAUACAUAUAACAUGGCUGCCUGGACCAAUCACUGUUCCCUUUUGUAUAUCUGCCCCUCAAUUACAAAUAGUGCAUGAGUCUCUAAAACAAAAUAUUACUGCUUCCCAGCCAACUUUGAUAUACUGCUCAGAUUCAUAGUCAAUCAGGAGCCAGAUAAAGUGUGACAACAAUAGUAAUCAGAAUUUCUGAUUACUAAAUGGAUAGAUUAUAUUUACAGAAAUACUAAACAGCUGUAUUUGAAUGGUGCAGUAUCCAUGAAGCCUUCUAAAUUCAUGAAGUGUUGCUCAGAUUUUGGCCUUAAAUGGUUUUAAAUGAUCAAUAAAAGUUGAAAGGCUGCUAAGGAUUUAGUUGGGAUCUGUGUAUAAUCUGAAAAGAGCAGAACUUUAUGGAAAGAUUUGGUAUUGUCAACACAUUAAAAAUACAAUUUACAGUAUAUCGAAGAAUAGAAUACUUUAGGGAAAUGCUAAUAACCUAUUUUCUUCCCUUAGAAUUUCAGGUGAGUCUCUAAAUGGUCAGUCUUUAAUUCCAAGGAAAAGUGAAAUCAAAACCUUUUUUUAUAUGUUAUUGAUGAAGACUGAAUGAGAUGCAGUCAUUGUGCAGGUAUAAUUUUUGCUUUAAGAAGAAAAUUUUUAUUGCACAGCGUACUUAAUGGUAGCAGCUUUUCCUUCCUUGAGUUAAUAACAUUGGAUUUUUUUUAAGCUACCUCUUUCCAUUAAUCUUUAUUUGGUACUGAAUAUUACAUUAAAGAGAUUUUAGGAAACUAUGGGAAAAAAUAGUUUCCAUUGUUUUGUUUGUAUGCUGCUGGUGAUCCACUGAUUAACUUGAAACGGGGAAGGACUUAUGGCUUUAAUGCUUUUUACAGUGAGUUUUGAAUAGUGAAUGUAAGUACAAGGGUUGUUUUGGGGUGGAGUGGGGGGUAGUUUUAGAAGGGUGGAACAACCAUGGCUGUCAUUGGUGAUGCUCUGCUCUUCUGCAAACCAGGCCUUUACUGUGCUGAAACCCAUCUGUUGGGCAAAAGACUGUACGCUCGCACUGUCUUGUUUCUCCUUGCUCUUAGCCUUUCAUAAGCAGUUAAUUAUUCGCAUAGGACAAGCAAAUGAAAUUCCUGAACAGAGGAUCAAAUUCUGCCCUGAGUUACCUUUACACAACCCCACUGAUUUCAACUUCAGUCAGAAUUUGGACAUUACCCUGACAGAGGAGCAGCUAAGUGGAUGAACUUUGUUUUUUCAACAUAAGACCAAGUUCAUUGCCAGUAUAACUCCCAUUGACUUUAGUGAAGUUGUACCUGCUUAUACCAGGAUGGAAUUUGAUCCUACAUUCAGAAGUGCUUGUCAGCCUGUUGGUUAAGCAAAAAGAUGUCUGGUGGUUAGAGGGGUUGGGUUUUUGCUUGGGCCAUGUACCCAGGCAGAAAGUUUUAGAUGUUUGUUUUAUGCAAUGUGUGGGUAUAUAUUUUUUUAAUCCUUGAUUUGGACUUCUUGAGCACUGUGUGUACAAGGCCUUUCAGCAUAAAUAUGUGGAUUUAUUGAAUUUGGAAGUUGUCCUUCUGUCAUCAUCCUCUGAGUGCCAUUUCUAGUUCUCAGUUGUACGGUUAAAGCCUGUGGGAUUGUUUGGGUUUUUUUUUUUUAGAACACCAAGAAGUCACCAUUUGUUCAAGCCUCAAAACAUUUGUUUCCCUAACAUAUGUCUUUUGUAAUGGUGGCAUUCACUUACACAGUGUGACUAAGUGCUGGGUCCGUCUCCUUUUAAGACGUUUGCCACAGAAGACUAAACUGUUAUAACAAAUGUAAAAAUAUUCAGAACAACUAAGACUCUCGUCUUCUGUCUGGGUUGUUUCUGUAUUUGAUGCACAUUGUUUGAUCUAUAGCUGCUGUAAUUCACUGGAGCUCUGCAAGGUAAAACCAGCAAGUUGGUUCAAGUUUGGAACCUUUUGCAAUGUGAGAUUUUAAAAAAAGGACUCCAUUAAAAUUUUACACAUUUUAAAGCUACUUUUCUCCCAAAAUGUAAUAACACUAUUUAGCCAGAAAUCAAUAUGGGAUAUGCUUUACAUUCUGGGAGAUGUUAAUUUAUUUCUGGGUGACCUUUUGAGCAUUUUUAAGAUCUUAAUCUUUAAGAUUUCGUAGAUAUUUGUCUGCCAUGGCAUGGUAACUUUUAAGUAAUUUGUAAAAACUCUGAAACGGCCUCUGACUCAUACAGUUCAUAUAAAUGUCUUUGUCGCUUACUUUGUGCCUUUUCUUUCACUAAUGCAAGCUCUCUCAAUAAACAUCAGCUGUUCUGGA
This is a messenger RNA of Caretta caretta (loggerhead turtle), 9302 nucleotides long. RefSeq names its product solute carrier family 22 member 15 (gene SLC22A15). The record is from RefSeq and is a predicted model, not a curated record. Gene Ontology annotation, molecular function: transmembrane transporter activity. Gene Ontology annotation, biological process: transmembrane transport. Gene Ontology annotation, cellular component: membrane. Lineage: Eukaryota; Metazoa; Chordata; Testudines; Cheloniidae.